Messenger RNA from Durotheca rogersii, 1173 nucleotides. RefSeq lists its product as uncharacterized. The transcript has 3 exons. The record is from RefSeq and is a predicted model, not a curated record. The coding region runs from base 178 to 729 and encodes 183 amino acids. Lineage: Eukaryota; Fungi; Ascomycota; Sordariomycetes; Xylariales; Xylariaceae.
GUAUAUAAAAUGUACUGGUAUAUAAAGUGUACUGGUAUAUAAAGUGUACUGGUAUAUGUUUUAUACCAGUACACUCAUGACUGGGAUAGGAAGCAUACUAGUAAACCUCUCGCUUAAAAAGCGCCAAGCACUGUACACAAACGAAAUGGGUAGUAUGAAAUAACAUCAUUCUUGAACAUGAACCACGCCAGACAUCUGUAUGCUCGGCCUUCUCGCGCUGCCAAAAGGAGCUUGGCUGAUACGAUAUACACUCCGCCGCGGUAUUCGCUCCGUCAUCACGCCAGGACCGGUCCACACGAAGCUCUUGAAGUCACGCUUGUCUCCCAAAUUGACCUCGAGAUGGAUGUGGAAAACUGUGUCUUCUGCCUCGAAGUAUUAGGCGGGAACAGAAAAGCUUUGGAGACCUGCGGCUGUGUUGUCUGUCUGGAAUGUGCAGACGGCAUUACCAUGGCGCAGUGUCCACGCCCGGAACAUGCGCAUAUGAAACAAAAACUCAGACGGCUUUUUGACUCAUCGUGUAUGGUAUGCUACGAGGAAAAACCUGUCAUGAUAGCUCCGAAGUGUGGUCAUAUCUACUGUGAGCUGUGCUAUCGCAGGAUCUGCCGUGAUUGGAAUAAAGAUUGCUCUAUAUGCAGGGAACGAAUGGCACAUGCCCGGUAUAUUCGGCCUGCGCGGUGUGGAAGGCUGACGUGCAGAUGGAAGAGAGUGGUACGAUUUGAGAAACGUUGAGUUGAGCCUGAUGCCUCGACUGUCUGUUUAUUUACUUUGCUGCCUUCGCCAGGCCUACCGAUACAUUUUAUUGGGGCAAUUUUAGAUCCUGUGUAAAAAUAAAUCCCAGGAGAUUAUUCAGCGGAACCAUUGUAGCUUAGGUAAAAGUUCCCCUGUUCCCAGAGAUCCUAGGUUUUUUUACAGCGGCAAUAUUAUUGCAUAGGAAAGAUUGCCGCUGAAAAAAACCCGCUGCUCUCAAAAAUCCUAGGAACUUUUGCAGCGGAAAUCUUAUUUAAAGAAAGCAGGAAUCCAAAAACAGAGCUAUUAGGGGUUGAAAAAUGGCCACCAUAGGAGGAAUUGUUUAUGGACCCCAGGAGCAGCAGGGGGCUUUGUCAUUUCAUCUAACGACUGCUUUAGUAAAGCUUAGCUGACUCACAAAGCAUAAGAGGCACCGACUACAUUGAC